Salmo salar (Atlantic salmon) is the source of this 1163-nucleotide messenger RNA. The record is from RefSeq and is a predicted model, not a curated record. NCBI's taxonomy places the organism in Eukaryota, Metazoa, Chordata, Actinopteri, Salmoniformes, Salmonidae.
GGAAGGGGUCUGAAUACUUCCCGAAUGCACUUGGGAGAGUUGAGGUAGCCAUGCUUUACUACUCUCUGAGCAUCCCCGUGGAGAGCUGUGGAAAUGGCGUUUGUCCAUGGUUGUUUAGACUGCGGUCAGGUCAGUGGUUCCUCUAUGGUCUUUACUUCCGUGGGAUUUAAAGGUCGUCUGUUCAGGACCUUAGACAAUAUCCUGUUCUACGGUUCUACCGUCUUAUAUGGGUCUCCGAUUUAAGUGGUUUGGGGUCUCUAGGACCAUUUUCUGGUUUUCAAUUACUAGUCUUUACGAUUGUGCCUGGACUUCAGAUUGACCUUGUAUGGUCCUUACAAUUCAGAACUAUGGUUCAACCACUGUUGUGGUCAGAACCAGGCCUUGACCACAGAAUCAUGUAAUGACCCCUGACCCCUCGCCCUGUUCCUUAGGGCCUGACAGGUUCAUUGACAACAUUAAGCACAUGAUUGGCUACAGCCCGCUGCCCUUCUUCAAGCUGUGCUGGCGCUACCUGACGUCAGCCAUGUGCACGGCGACGUUUGUGUUCUCCUUGGUGUGCUGGAUCCCUCUGUCCCUGGGGAAGUGCAUAGUAGUCCCAGGGUGGGCCACAACUCUGGGCUGGCUUCUCACCCUCCCCUCUGUCUCACUGCUGCCCCCCUGUGCACUUUACACCCUGGCCACCAUCCCCUGCAGCCUAACACAGCGUUUCCGCCGGCUGUGUCAUCCUGCCCUCGACUCCAAUUUGGCCAUGGACCACUGGACCACCUCUCUCACCUUUGAACCCUGUCUGGCUCUCACCGCCGGAAACCCAAGGGACGACCACCCUUGGUUUAGCGAAUGAUACCCUUGGUUUAGCCAAUGAUACGGCCAAUGGACAGAACGGAAUCGGGGGUCAGGGGAUGUUUUUAUGGAGAUGGGAAGGCCUCUGCCCCUCUGUUGUGUCCUCACUGGUAAAUGGAGACAGGAUGGUGGUUGAAACUGUGAUGGAAUCCAGCCUGUAUGCUGUUGGGCCUGGGAUAUGUCUACUGGGCUUAGUGACAUGCCCCUGACUGUGUUUAUUUUUGUGAAUGAAGGAGAGGGGGUGGGGGGAAAGGGAGGGAGAGAUAAAACAGAUCAGACAGGAUGGCAUUGUCUCCCUCAAUCCAUGCAAUGGCUACUGCUAU